CUUGGAAGCAGAGACAGACAAGUCCAGCUCUUUCAACUUCAAUCCGAAGAAUAUAUAUACACACACACACACACAUACAUACAUACAUACAUACAUAAUAAAAAAUUUCUCAGCUGAAAAUAUAAUCUUUUUCAAUUCUGUUGCUUUUGCUCAACUGGGUUCUUUGAGUUUUGAAUUGGGUAUGAAUCAAAACCGGAGCUUAAGCAUGUAAUUCGGGUUAUCUGGUAGGGGAUUUUUAUAUAUAAUUAUAUAUAGAUAGAGAGAUAUCUUGCAGUUUAUUCGGUUUCCGAGAUUUAGGUUUUUUGAAGCUAUGCAUCUGAGCAACGGCAUGGGCUCGAUGUCAACGGCUAGUUCGAGUGGAGCUUGGAAAUCGGGGGAUGUGGUCACUGACCAGUUUCCUGCGGGACUAAGAGUCCUUGUGGUCGACGAUGAUCCUACUUGCCUUAUGAUCUUGGAGAGGAUGCUCAGAACUUGCCUCUAUGAAGUGACAAAAUGUAAUCGUGCGGAGAUCGCACUUUCGUUGCUUCGAGAGAACAAGAACGGAUUCGAUAUUGUUAUCAGUGAUGUGCACAUGCCAGACAUGGAUGGAUUCAAACUCCUAGAGCAAGUUGGACUGGAGAUGGACCUGCCUGUUAUCAUGAUGUCUGCUGAUGAUGGACAAAGUGUUGUUAUGAAGGGUGUGACUCAUGGUGCUUGUGAUUACCUAAUCAAACCGGUUCGCAUUGAGGCGCUGAAGAACAUAUGGCAGCAUGUAGUGCGGAAGAAAAAGAAUGAAUGGAAGGAUGUGGAGCAAUCUGGAAGUGUGGAAGAAGGAGAUCGGCAGCAGAAACCAUCCGAAGAUGCAGAUUACUCGUCCUCGGCAAAUGAAGGGACUUGGAAGAACUCAAAGAGGAGGAAGGAUGAGGAAGAAGAGACGGAUGAGAGGGAUGAUUCAUCCACAUUAAAGAAGCCGCGGGUCGUUUGGUCAGUUGAACUUCAUCAACAGUUUGUGGGCGCUGUCAAUCAACUAGGCAUUGAUAAGGCUGUUCCUAAGAAAAUUUUGGAGUUGAUGAAUGUUCCUGGGCUUACUAGAGAAAAUGUUGCCAGCCAUCUUCAGAAAUACAGACUGUACCUUAGAAGGUUAAGUGGGGUGUCUCAGCACCAGAAUAAUUUGAGCAACUCUUUCAUGAGUCCUCAAGAAGCAUCGUUCGGAGCAAUGUCAUCGCUCAGUGGGCUGGAUCUUCAGACGCUAGCUGUCACAGGUCAACUCCCUGCUCAAAGCCUUGCCACACUCCAAGCAGCCGGACUUGGGAGGUCAACGACAAAAUCAGGCGUACCUAUGCCUCUUGUUGAUCAAAGGAACUUAUUCAGCUUUGAAAAUCCAAAGUUGAGGUUUGCGGAGGGGCAACAUCAUCUGAGCAGUAGCAAACCGAUGAACUUACUUCAUGGGAUUCCAACAACUAUGGAGGCAAAACAGCUUGCCAACUUGCACCAGUCUGCACAAUCUCUUGGGGCUGUCAAUAUGCAAGUCAAUGCUCAUGGAGUCCAGAACAGUUCUCUACUUAUGCCGGUAGCUCAAUCGCAGCCAAGAGGGCAGAUCUUGAACGAAACUUCUGGAAAUCAUGUUCCACGGCUCUCAUCAUCAAUGGGGCAUCCCAUCAUGUCUAAUGGUAUGAGUAGUGGAGUUUCGGGAAGAAAUGGAAUUGUUGAUAGCGGCAGAGGCGGAGGAUAUAAUCCAAUGCAACAAAACUCGUCAAUGGUGAAUUAUCCCCUGAACAACAGUUCACAACUACCAUGCAACAGUUUUACUCUUGGAAGUACACCAGUAAUGUCCAGCCUCACGUCUAAAGGAGCAUUUCCAGAAGAUGUAAAUUCUGAUGUAAAAAUAUCUUCUGGAUUUAUGCCAAGUUAUGAUAUGUUUAACGAGUUACAGCAGCUCAAAUCAAAUGAUUGGGACUUGCAGAAUGUGGGAUUGACUUUUGACCCCUCUCAACAUACAAACUCCAUGCACAAUAGCCUUGAGCCGUCAGUUAUAGUUCAUCAAGGAUUUUCUUCUAGCCAAAGAGGUGGACAAAGCGGGAGUGUUGGAAAAGCUCUGUUCUCAAUGGACGAAGGCAGUCAUCUUGGGAAUGUGCAAAAUACCAGUCAACGUCUUAACGGUCUUGUUGUUGACAAUACAGUUAGGAUUAAAGCUGAAAGUGCGGCCGAUGCAACUUCUCAAACUAGCUUCUUUCAUGAACAAUAUGGUCAGGAUGAUCUAAUGAGCGCACUUCUCAAACAGCAAGAUGGACUUGGACCCGCUGAAAAUGAGUUUGACUUUGAUGGGUAUUCCUUGGAUAAUAUUCCUGUGUAGAAUGCGCUCCUACAGUAUUUUGUAUGAUUGCAGAUCUGGUGUAUAUAAUUGCGGCAAUGGAAGUCAUUUCUUCUGCAAUCAGAUGGUGGACAUUCAAGUUUGUUUCUACACCAGAGAAAACCAGAGUGCGUAAUUUCACAAAUCAUAUCUUUCGUUGUGAAUAUCAUGAUGUGCUGUUUUUAGGAGAUAAAAGAUGAGGAUGAUGGAUAACCGAGGUGGAUCGAAUAUGUCUAAAGAUAUUUGUUGUGCACAAUACUGCUGCAUGGUAGGCAAAGCAUGCAUGCAAAAUUUAGAGGGGCUAGAAAGAAGCAUCGUUUUCUGGGGUGCCGGUGAAACUUGUCCUCGGUUUUAGGCUCAUCUUGAGUAUUCUAGGGUAGGUUUUGAUACUUCUUCUAACUCUAAUAACACAUGAAGCUUGCCGUUAGUGAAUUUCUUUUGCCCCUUCCUCCGUUGCCUUUCCUUCUCGUUCCAGGAAUUGAGUUUGAUGUACAUAUAUUCUAUUUGGUUACUCAAGACAUAAGUCUGGGGUAUUCUUUUCUGGUUGUUUUUCUUGUACUUAAAAUUUCUAGGAAUUCUUGUAUGUCCCCUAUUCUUAAUAAUCUUCUCCUAUCUUAGUAC
This is a messenger RNA of Malus domestica (apple), 2950 nucleotides long. RefSeq names its product two-component response regulator ARR1. Gene Ontology annotation, biological process: phosphorelay signal transduction system; cytokinin-activated signaling pathway. NCBI's taxonomy places the organism in Eukaryota, Viridiplantae, Streptophyta, Magnoliopsida, Rosales, Rosaceae. Gene Ontology annotation, molecular function: DNA-binding transcription factor activity; DNA binding. The record is from RefSeq and is a predicted model, not a curated record.